AUGCCAACGCACGUCGCUCUUGCCGGCGCCACAGGCCUUCUCGGGCCUGUCAUUCUAGCAGCUCUCCUCGCCGCCGAGCACAAAGUGACGGUGCUUACGCGCGUGGGCUCGAUGGCUGCGGAGAAACUACCUCUCCACCCUAACAUGUCGGUCAGACAAGUUGAUCUAGCAGACGCAGGGAGCAUCAUUCCCGCGCUGGGAGGCGUCUCCGUCGUCAUCUCCUGCGUCGCAGCCUCGGCUCUGGACGCGCAGAACCCGCUCAUUGACGCCGCCGUCGCAGCCGGCGCCACGCGCUUCAUCCCCGCAGAAUACGGCCUGGACUCGGCCAACCCGAAAGCAGUCCUGCUCCCCAUCAUCAGGGAAAAGGCAGCCACGCAGACGCACCUCCGUGCCAAGGUGCGCGAGACGGGCGGCGCCUUCUCUUGGACCGCCAUCGCCAACGGGUGGUUCCUGGACUGGGUGCUGCAAUCCACCGACAUCCUGCUCGACGUCAAGGCGAAGAGCGCAGUGCGGUACAACGGCGGCGACGUCCGCUUCAGCGCGGCCCUGCUCUCGGACGUUGCGCACGCAGUCGUGUCCAUCAUCGCCAGGCAGGACGAGACAAGGGACAGGCUCGUGUACAUCCACUCUGCGGUCGUGACGCAGAACCAGCUGCUGCGCUACGCGGAGGAGAAGGAUGGGAGGAAGUGGACUACGAGUGCGAAGGGGUCGGACGAGUUGCUGAGGGAGAUUUGGGGGGCCGUGGACAGGCGGGAUCUUGGUACUGCGUAUACGCUGGUGCCGAUUUUGGGGUGUUCGGAUCUGGAGUAUGGGUGCGAUUAUUCGGGACAUGACGAUAACGAGCUAUUGGGAAUUAGAGAGAUGAGCGAGGGGGAGGUGAGGGGGUUGGUGGAGGGCUUGUUGUGA
Molecule: messenger RNA, 906 nt
Organism: Paraphaeosphaeria sporulosa
Lineage: Eukaryota; Fungi; Ascomycota; Dothideomycetes; Pleosporales; Didymosphaeriaceae
Product: oxidoreductase CipA-like protein
Exons: 2
Coding region: 1-906 (301 amino acids)
Molecular function (GO): oxidoreductase activity
Source: RefSeq, a predicted model, not a curated record